GGGGCUGCUUUGUCCAGUUAUGAAACUUUCCACUGUGCUAGUUCUCUGCUGCAGUUUUUUCUCUAGCAGAGCUAGCCCUCUCCCAACCCAGGAUGCAGACUGUGAUGACCCUGAUAUCUUUGAAGCGGUGGACAUAGCACUGAGAAAAUAUAAUGGAGACAAAACAGAUGGCAACCAGUUUGCUCUGUACAUGGUGAUGGAAGCUAAGAGAAUAGCGGGCUCUGGCAAACAGUUCUUUGUGAUGUACCGAAUAAGAGAGAGCGCUUGUGCUGUUGGGGGAGAUAAACUCUGGCAAGAUUGUGAUUACAGAGCAUCUGCAGAAACUGAAUCAGGCGAAUGUACAGCUCAAGUUUAUGUUGACAAGACUGAGAAAAUCAGUAAUGUUACACAGGAAUGCAAAAUUAUCCCAGUUGAAGGAAAGGUGAUUCUUUCCCGAGUCCAGUGUCUUGGAUGCUAUCAUCCCAUACCGGGGGACAGCCUACAAUUGUUACCCAUUUUGAGAUAUUCUAUUCGGAUCUUUAAUAAUCAGAGUGAACAAUCUUCUCUUUUUGAAGUUGGUGAAAUAAUAAAAGCCACCAGGCAGGUGGUGGCUGGAUGGAAUUAUGCGGUUGAAUAUGAAGUCAGGGAGACUAACUGCACCAAGAAUAAUUUUCAGGAUUUAAGUCCAGAGUGCAAACCCAUUGUUGGAGGUCAUGUAGGUCGCUGUGAAGCCAAGGCCUAUGUGGAUCUUACUAGCACAAUUGUGGAUGUUGCACAGAAAUGCAAGUUUCCAGUUGCGGAAACUGUAUCUCCUCACAUUUCCAUUUGUGCUGGCUGUCCAAGGCCCAUCCCAACUAACAGUACAGAAUUGGAGGAACCACUGAGGGCUACCCUGGAGAAGUAUAAUGCAGAGAGCAAUGAUGACUUCUAUUAUAAAGCUGAAGUAGUAUUAUAUGCCACAGUGCAGGUGGUUGCUGGAAAAAAUUAUAAUAUAACAUUUAAAAUUAGGAAGACAAACUGCUCAAAGACAGAUGUCAAGAAGCUGAAUGAAGAUUGUGCAACUACAAUAGACAGCAAACCUUUGCUAUGCACAGCACAAGUUUAUGUGAUACCCUGGACAAAGACAAUACGCCCUAAGGUUAGCUGCACCGAAGAGGAGAAUCUACUGAUGAGAAGGCCUCCAGGCUUUACUCCUUUCCGAUCUCUAGCUGUGGAACCUAAAACUACUCAAUACACACCCCAAAUUAAAAAUGAAAAGGGACCUAGAAAAGGAGAAGGCCCUAGCAAAGGGCCAGGAAAAGCCAUUAGGCAUGAACCAGCACAUAAACAGGGGCACAGACAUGAUAUUGAGCACGGACCAGAACAUGAAAAUAGACGUGGACAUGGACAUGAGGAUGAACACAGGCGCAGACAUGAUAUUGGGUGUGGACCAGAACAUGAACAUGAGGAUAAACAUGGACGUGGGCAUGGGCAUGGAAAACAUAAGGAUAAGCAAAAGAAGAUAAAGGACAAAUGUAAACAUUCAACAGAAGAGUCUUCUGAAGAAUCCCAUGACAAGGUCACAAACCAAAAGGAAAUGCUGCUAGCUGUAAUAGCUGAAAUACCAGGAGGUACACAAUCUCAUAAGCCUGAUCUGGUAGAGCUAGAUGUGCUCUCUAGAACUCAGCAGCCCACAACAGAUCUAACAGAUGGUUUUACUGAGAUCCCUGAUCUCCCUGCAGAACCAGACAGCCCUGGAAUUAUUCCUGAUAUUCUUUUAUUUGGUGGGUUGCCAGAUCUCCCAGAACCAUCUGUCCCAAAGUGUCCUGGAAAGCCAUGGAAACCAAUCACAGCCCUCUCAACUACUACUAACAAACCUAAAGUACUGACAAAUGAGGAUCUUUUACCUCAUCUAUCUGAAGACACGAACCCAGAGACAGAAAAAUACACACUACCCCCCCAGGACUUGGAUGAUUUUAACCUCAUGGAUUCUCUACUGUAAUUCAAACAGUUUAUGGUCCAUUUUUUUUAGGCAACAAACAGAAAAUCAUAAAAAUUAUUUUCUUUAGAAACGUAUAAAAUUGUAGAGCAGUGGUUCUAAUCUUGUUAGCUAUGAUACUUAAGAGGGUCACCAGCAGUUUUCUGGAGCAAUUGAGAGCAUGAGCCAGUUCUCUGUACUUGACUCUCCCCUUACACAGGUGUAGAUCAGGAGUAACUCCAUUGAAAUCAAUGAGUUAUACUGGCAUAGAAAAAGUAUAAGUGAGAGGAAAGUCAGGCCGCUUUUCUCUAGUUUUCUGCUGAAGUAGAUUUAUUCAGUUACUUGCAACUCAUCAUCCUCACCUCAGAUGCCAGAAACACACUAGGUACUGCACGGAUUCAAACACUGCAUGUUUGAAACAUCGUGGGAACUGGUUCAAAAAAUUCUGGGAGUCAUCUGAGGAAACCCUGUCAAAUGAAGCUUGAAAAGAAGGCACAGUAUGAAACAGGGUGAGAAUCGCUUCCUUAGAGGUUUAAAACCAUAUUUUUCAUCUCUGCAAGCCUGACAAAUUUUUGGAGAAUACAAAAUAACAAAAUAAAAGGAAAAUGUA
Dermochelys coriacea (leatherback sea turtle) is the source of this 2546-nucleotide messenger RNA. RefSeq names its product kininogen 1 (gene KNG1). The coding region runs from base 20 to 1960 and encodes 646 amino acids. Lineage: Eukaryota; Metazoa; Chordata; Testudines; Dermochelyidae. Gene Ontology annotation, cellular component: blood microparticle; extracellular region. Gene Ontology annotation, biological process: negative regulation of endopeptidase activity; negative regulation of blood coagulation; positive regulation of cytosolic calcium ion concentration. The transcript has 10 exons. The record is from RefSeq and is a predicted model, not a curated record. Gene Ontology annotation, molecular function: cysteine-type endopeptidase inhibitor activity.